Molecule: messenger RNA, 1560 nt
Organism: Penicillium cataractarum
Lineage: Eukaryota; Fungi; Ascomycota; Eurotiomycetes; Eurotiales; Aspergillaceae
Product: cytochrome P450
Exons: 4
Coding region: 1-1560 (519 amino acids)
Molecular function (GO): monooxygenase activity; heme binding; oxidoreductase activity, acting on paired donors, with incorporation or reduction of molecular oxygen
Source: RefSeq, a predicted model, not a curated record
AUGGCUAUCGCAACAGCUCUCGCCACACUUCAGGGUAGGGUCAUCCAAUACCCAUGGCACUCGCUCGGAGUAGCCGCUAUCCUGGUCCCGUUCCUCUAUGUCAUCCUGAACGAAUUCAUUCGGUCUUCUGCCCGUGUAAAGGGUCUCAAAGGUCCUACCGGCCUUCCCUUGAUCGGAAACUUGGCACAAAUUAGAGUCAACGCCGCUGAACAGUAUCGCACAUGGUCAAAGAAGUUUGGUGCUGUUUAUCAGAUCCAGCUCGGUAAUAUCCCUGUUGUGGUCGUCAACUCGGCUGCAUCGGCAAAGGUCCUAUUCGGUCAAAAUGCCCAGGCUUUGAGCUCGCGACCGGAAUUUUAUACUUUCCACAAGAUUGUCUCCAAUACUGCCGGUACAACCAUUGGUACCUCCCCAUACAGCGACUCGCUGAAGCGCCGCAGAAAGGGUGCCGCCUCUGCUCUCAACCGCCCCUCAGUCGAAAGCUACGUCUCCCAUCUAGAUGUUGAAUCCAAGGCUUUCGUGGAAGAACUCUACCGCUAUGGCAAUGGCGGCAGCAAGCCCGUCGACCCGAUGCCGAUGAUCCAAAGACUGAGUUUGAGUCUGGCCUUGACCUUGAACUGGGGUGUUCGUGUCGCAUCGCAAGAAGAAGAUCUGUUCGAUGAAAUCACCGAGGUUGAGGAGGAAAUCAGCAAGUUCCGAAGCACUACUGGCAAUCUCCAGGAUUAUAUUCCUCUAUUGCGACUCAACCCCUUCAGCACCAAUUCGAAGAAGGCUGCUGAGAUGCGUGCCCGCCGAGACAAGUACCUUGGAGCGUUGAACAAAGACUUGGAAGAUCGCAUGGAGAAGGGAACUCACAAGCCGUGUAUUCAGGCUAAUGUUAUCCUGGAUAAAGAGGCUAAGCUGAACACUGAAGAACUCACCUCUAUCAGUUUGACUAUGCUCUCUGGCGGUCUGGAUACUGUUACUACUUUGGUGGCUUGGAGUAUUGGUCUCCUCUCUAGCCGCCCCGAUGUCCAGGAUAAGGCUGCCAAGGCUAUUCAAGAGAUGUACGGAACAAACGAGCCAAUGUGUUCAGCCGACGACGAUCAAAAGUGUGCUUAUGUCGCGGCUCUGGUGAGGGAGUGUCUUCGUUACUUCACCGUUCUUCGCCUAGCUCUCCCUCGCACUUCUAUUCGAGACAUUACCUACGAAGGCGUCGUCAUCCCCAAGGGAACCGUCUUCUUCCUGAACGCCUGGGCCUGCAACAUGGACCCCGAUGUAUGGACCGACCCCGAAGUCUUCCGACCAGAGCGCUGGUUCGAACAGCCCGACGCACCAAUUUUCACAUACGGUCUCGGAUACCGCAUGUGCGCAGGCUCUCUCCUGGCAAACCGUGAGCUGUACCUAGUCUUCAUGCGGACACUCAACAGCUUCCGUAUUGAACCCCAUGAUGAUACGGACUGGCAUCCCGUGCGAGGUAACUCGGACCCGGCUAGUUUGGUCGCCAUCCCGCAGAAGUACAAGGUGCGGUUCGUACCUAGGGAUGCGGCUGCUUUGAAGAAAAUCAUCGCCCAAUCUUCUUGA